AUGGCAGCCAUUCCGCUUCCAAGAGAUUCCAUCGGUAUGAUUUCGUUUUCGUCGAUUCAAAAACACGGCCAUCUUUUUGAGCCCAAAUGCUUUGUCUGUGAUAAUUUACGAUCCUCCAUUGACAACGAUCUGAGGAACUUGGUUGACUUCUGUUUUCUUGAGAACUUUAAUAUCCCUGCUAUGGCGUUGCUUGCCGAGCCGAAGCCUACAGAUCCUUGGCAAACAAACAUACCCUCCGAUGCGUUUAAGAUCUUGGCGGUCAAAAGGCCCAUAUGCGGUAUACUGGUACUAAGCACCAGUGCAUUUAUCCACAUUGACACGCUUGGCAGGGUUUUCACGAUCCCUGUAAAUUCGAACUUUUCCACAAUCAGUGGGCUCUCCCCCUCCAGUAGGUUUACGUCCCUAAUUUCAGAUUCCAAAUACGCACAUCUUGGACUCGAUUUGACAAAAUGCACAAUCAAUCAUCUUGGCAAUGGUUCAGAUGAUGGCCCUUCAAACUUUAUUUUUUCCCUAUUGAACGGCUCCAUUUAUAUAUUGUCACUUUUUUUGAAUCCCGGAUAUUCUGGUGUCUUUAGGGCAGAAAUUAGCGUCAUUGCAACCACUUUGCCUUCAUAUGUUGUGUCUUCAAUUUCAACGAGGUCCUUAUCCAUUUCUGCGCAGAACAUGAAUCUUGGGUUUUUUGGUACAUCGGAGGGCCCUCAAAACCUCUUUUUUGAAAUAUGGCAGAAUGGUUCGGCCGAAGAUGCUGCCUCUUCACACCCUUCGUUUGCUGAGUUGGAUGAUGACAAUGACGACGACUUGUAUUCGUCCACUUUAAGCAUUGAGGCAAGUGCACCAAGGUCUGUUCUUAAAUCUUCUUUUUUGGCACUUGGGGAAGCAUCUUCUUCAUCCUGGAUUAUAAGCGUCGUUGGAGAGUUUCCAAAUCUUUCUUUCUCCCCUGAAUGUUCUUAUGUAGAUUCCAUUCAGAGGACAGUUUCCUAUUCAGGCGCAGGCCGCUCUCUUCUUCUCUGCAAUCCCAACAGCCAAAGGAGUGGCCAAAGUACCUUAAAGCCGGAAAUUCUUUCCAAUCUUCCGCCUCUUUUAUGUGGAUGUCGAGAUGUCAACUGCUUGGCUAUUGAGGGAUCUUCGAUUUCUUAUGUUUUUCUGUCUUCUGAAAGCUCAACGCUGAUCCUGAAAUCGCAGAGUGGACAACUAACGGAAGUAAUUGAUCCCUCUGCCGCAUUUCAUGUGGAGGGCCCCACCUUGCUGGCCUUUUCAGUGGUGCUCCCAAAUUCGUUUGUAGUCCUCGUUCAGGUGACGACAAGUGCUAUUUUGAUUUUGUCAUCAAUCGGUCGACUGCUUUUUCGAUGGGAAAUUUCCUCAUUGUCCAAUGAACAUUGUUCUAUGGAUAAGGAAAUAAUGGAAAUCGGGGAUAAUGACUUGUACCGAACUCCGGUAGAUAUGCCCUCUUCGCCAAUCAAGUCUAGCCAUAUUAGCUCUCUGAUUUCCUUUUCCACGUCCUGCGAUUCAUAUCUUUCGAUAAUUUUAGAAAACGGAUCCCUUUAUUUAUUCGUGGUUAACGAGUCUUCCUUUUUAAAAAUUAUUUAUGAUUCAACCGCAACGGACAAUAACCUAACAGCUAAAAGCUGCUCCAUUACGCGUUUCUGCUCUGCCAUGAUAAUGGCGGUCCACUAUACACACAAUGUUGAUCAUCUUGAUUCGGUUGCCUUUUAUCUCCUGCCCUCGAUGGAAAUGAUCUGGCAGACCAUGGAUAUUGCCAAACUUCCCUAUCUUCUUUCCUUCUCCUCACCGGCCGCUAAACAAUCAAUUACGAUGCAGACAGAACAGCCUCCAAUUUCUUUGCUAGAAUUCAGCAUUACACAGGGUUCAUGCGGGUCCAUGCUUCUCAUCCUUCGAUACACGCCAUCAUUUACUACGGAUGAUUCCUCAUUUACUUCAAUUUACUACUCUAGAGCUUUUAGCCAUUUGCUUGAGCAAGCUAAUGAGGAACACAAUGGUCUUUAUGUCUCUGAAGAAGAAAGUCGCCAUGCUACAAUGGUUUCAUUCACCAGGCUUGACCAUGAAUUUUGGUGCAAUUUCUCUUACAUCCGAAAAUCGAUUGUGCAUCUCGGAGCCAUUAGUCCAAUCCUUGAUGCGGUCUUGGUUUUGGGAAGCGAAAUUUCAUACAUCAUUUUUAUUGACAAGAGCAAGACGUCCUCAUUGCCAGUGCUUGCAGAAAUUUGUUUCCCAGAGGGAGCUUAUCCGGUCGCUGCAAGUCCAAUCAUGUUAUCGGACUCUCUUACUUUGUUGUCACUGACCUCUUCUAAUGGAUUGAUGAUUUACAAGCCUUUUUCGUCAACGUCAAGUCCAACCCCGUUCUGGGGAUUACCAGAAGCCAAAACUAUCCUCUGGGAUAGAAAGCUAUUAAGAUUCAAGCCUGGUUUGUCACCUUCAGGGUGCCCAAACGAUAACAGUACCAUCAUCUCCAUGCUACGAUAUGAUCCUGAAAGCCAUACACACAUUUCAGUGCUAGAAACACCGGUCCCUUUUAUAAUUCCGCCAACCGAAGCAGAGUUGGCGCUCGCCAAAGAAAAUAACAAGCAAAUCUCAACUUCUAAUGGGGCAGAAGUAUCUAUGAUGGCACCACAUUUGAUGACGACGCCUUUUACCGUCUCUUCCUUUUUGGAGCUCAUAUCACCGGUCUCUUGGCUCAUUAUUGAUAGGCUCCCGCUCAAUUCAAGACAGACGGCCUCAGGAAUAAAAUGGUAUUUUGUGGCCGGCACCUGCUUUCUCAAGGGAGAAGAUAGAGGGGUCCGUGGUCGAGUUUUGAUUAUUGAGAUCAUCUCUGUUAUUCCGGAUUCCUCUUGCCUCGAAGGAAAAUAUAGACUCAAAGUCGUUUAUGAGGAAGAGGUCAAGGGUCCAGUAACUGCAGUCGAUGAAGUAGCGGGGUACCUUGUCACUGCUAUUGGCCCGAAGCUUAUCGUCCAUUCGUUUGGUGACGGUGAGUCUCUUGACGGCGUGGCCUUUAUGGAUGUUUCUAUUUAUGUGACCACCAUUUCUGUUAUCAAAAACUACAUUCUCAUAGGAGAUGCUUUUAAGAGCAUUAUUUUGGCAGCCUUUCAAGAAGACCCUGCAAAGCUUAUCCAACUGGGGAAAGACUUUUCUAAUCUCCGCACAUCAUGUUUCGUUCCAAGCUUAAAUGGGGCUCUUUCUUUGGUAGCCGGAGAUGAGGGCGGAAAUUUGCACACCUAUUCGUAUUCACCGAAUUCGCCAGCUUCGCUGUCUGGAUUGAGGCUAAUUCAUCGAUCCGAUUUCUUCCUUUCGCCAGAUCCAAUUUUAUUCCUCGAACGAGUGGUUUUACUUGCAAAGACCGAAAACGGAGCCCAGUUGCAUACUUCUUGGUGUCGCUAUGGCAGUGUUUCUGGGGAACACGGCAUUCUUUUCUCAAUUUCCGAGAGCGAAUUCAAAAAAUUUUCUUUGUUGUAUUUCAAUUUGAACUCGCAGUAUUCAAUGGCGGCAAAUGGCGAUGUCGUGUUUGCCCUCAGUCCUGGUGGGCUGAACCACAAAGAAUAUAGAAGUGCCAAAUGUUUAGAAAGGCGAUAUUCCAGGGCAUCCAAAAAUUCUCUCGAUUUGUCAUUUAUUGUGAGAAAGCUUUCCCUUUUAAACAUCCUUUCUUUGGACAGUCUUUGCAGAGCAUCAGGAUGGAGCAGCUCCGUCUCAAUGAUGAAGGAUCUGGUCUCUGCAACCCGGAAGUUCAGCGAAAAUAAUUAA
Molecule: messenger RNA, 3750 nt
Organism: Mitosporidium daphniae
Lineage: Eukaryota; Fungi; Microsporidia
Exons: 6
Coding region: 1-3750 (1249 amino acids)
Cellular component (GO): mRNA cleavage and polyadenylation specificity factor complex; nucleus
Molecular function (GO): nucleic acid binding; protein binding
Source: RefSeq, a predicted model, not a curated record